This is a messenger RNA of Cadophora gregata, 5064 nucleotides long. RefSeq lists its product as uncharacterized. The coding region runs from base 1 to 5064 and encodes 1687 amino acids. The record is from RefSeq and is a predicted model, not a curated record. The transcript is spliced from 6 exons. NCBI's taxonomy places the organism in Eukaryota, Fungi, Ascomycota, Leotiomycetes, Helotiales, Ploettnerulaceae.
AUGACGGCGCAGAUACUGGCUUCGGAGCUGGGAAAUCUGAUCCAGGAGAGCAAGAGAAAACAUACGGAGCUGAGAAAUGCAGCGGAGAAGUCGCUCGAGGAGCUCAAAGGACUGCGUUCCACAUCUGAAGCCCAGAUUGCUGCUGAUCUCACGCAACGGCCCAACUUCGUAACGCCGUUCCUCAUAGCCUGUGGAACCAAGAAUGUGAAGUUCACAGGCAUAGCUGUCGUAUGUCUUCAAAGACUCGUCGUAUCACGGUCUCUGCCCAGAUCACGCCUGAGGGAAGUGCUGGAGGCGUUCAGAGAAGCUACUUCGGCCGGACUUGAUGUCCAGCUUAAGAUCCUCCAGGCGCUGCCAUCGUUGUUGCAGAAUUAUGCGGAUGAUCUGAAGGGCGACUUGAUAGCUGCAAGUUUGAAUAUAUGCACGAUUUUGCAGGCGAGCAAGAAUGCUAUCGUGAAUAAUACAGCGGCUGCAACUCUACAGCAGCUAGUUGUUAGUGUGUUUGAUAAAGUUGUGGCAGAGGACAAAAUCGCUCUUGAAGUUCCGACUGUUGGUGAAGCCCCUAUCGAAGAUGGGACUGUGCGACUUCGCGCUGCGGCGCUGGAUGCUUACCUGGUCUUCAAUGAUCUGUGUCUUUUGACCGAAUCGCAAAAGCCUCAGUUCUUGAAAUCUGCUGGAUUACCGCAGACUUUUGGCCUCGAACUGAUCGAGUCGGUAUUGACCAAUCAUGCCACGGUUUUCUUGGACCACCCUGAGCAAGCAAACAUCCUUCGAGUCAGGGUGAUGCCAUUCAUCAUCAGUGCUCUUUCAGAGAAGCUCAACUUUGCAGUCACGGUCAGAAUCGUUCGUAUUCUGUACACACUUCUCAGGAAUCAUUUAAGCAUCCUGACCGCCGAAGGAGAAAUGUCACUUGGUCUCCUAACACAUAUGCUGGACCACGAUACUGCGUUAUGGAAACGCUCUCUAUGUAUGGAAGCUUUGAGGGGUAUAUUCUCCGAUGCGGCACUUGUUCGACGUAUAUUUGCCAUGUAUGAUGCUCAAGAUGGACGGAAAGAUAUUUUGCGCGACCUAGUUGCUGCAUUCGUCAGACUGAGUACGGAAAAGCCGUCAGUCAUAGGCCUAGGGUCUCAAUCCACAAUUCCGCCGACUGGUCAAGACAACAGUUCUGGCUCAGAUCAAGCAAUGCUCGAAGCCAGUGGUGUCAGUGGAAUCAUAAGUACCUCUGUCGGCUCAAAUGAGCCGCCUGUUGGAGUAAGCACUCAGUGGAGUACGAUGAGAGUGCCGUGUAUUGAUCAGCUGGACAAAACUGAGCCGCCUGCAGUCCCGGAGUCUUACAUUUAUAACCUGACCCUGGCUUGUAUCAGCGGAUUCUCCGAGGGGCUUGCCAAGUUCAUCCUGCCUUUGACAGUACCAGAGAGGCCUCGGAAGAAAACACGACAAUCAGAAUUCGAAUCGUCGGAUUCCGUUCCGGGGAGUCCUGACCCUAGAAUGAAGUUGGAAAGGCGAACGUCGAUAAAGAAGAAUCCCAUCCCGGUAAAUCCGCUGACUCUUGAGGAUCAUCCUCUGUACGAGGAAGUCAAGAUAUGUGCUGGAAUUGUGGAUAAUUGCUGGCCGGCGAUACUGGCCACAUGCUCUACUUUCCUCUACGCAGCGUUGGACUCCGAGUACUACCACGGUCUAGUGAGAUCGUUUCAGAAGUUCACUCAUGUCGCUGGACUUCUCCGUCUUGCUACCCCUCGGGAUGCAUUCUUGACGACACUAGGAAAGGCGGCGGUACCCUCGAAUUUGUUGGCAGCGAACACGCCAACGGCGCCUGCACCACAAACACCAAGCGCGGAGAAGCAGAGCAUAUUCAGUAAUGCCAAAGGCCUGUUAAGUGUCGAUAGUUUGGUCAGUCAUUCAUCUGAACGUGGCCGACAACCGUCCGUCGACGCUGGACCAACUUCACUUAAUACCAGAAACUUACUUUGCUUACGAGCACUUUUGAAUCUUGGUAUUGCCCUUGGCCCCACACUGGACUCGGCAUGGGCAAUAAUUCUGGGCACCCUUCAGCAAGCUGAUCUGGUUUUGUUCUCCAGUUCAAAGUCCGCAAGAACUCCUACAGCGACCCAAAAGCCAGAAAGUCAGUCUUCUGCUGACGGAUCUGGACUAUUGGUCAACUUUGGGACUGAGAUCAAAGCUGUGGAGACAGCUGCUUCACGGCUACUUGAAAGUACCAUAGACUUCCCAAAUGAUGCCUUCGCAGAAGUCGUUGCUGCGCUGUGCGCAUUAUUUGGCAGAGAAGGGCCACAGAAACAUCAAGCAGAAGUGUCAAACGUGUCCGGUCCUCCCUCGCCAGAAGUUCGACGUCCUUCUCUUGGACACCAAAGGCUACACAGCAUUAACACGGCGCCUGCAACGCAGAAUCAAGAGGACUUGUUUGCUUUAGCGAAGUUGGGAGAUGUGGCAACCAUCAAUAUUGGUCGUCUGAUGAACUACGACCCUGAGACCAGUGGAUGGGCAAUGCUGACGUCCGAAUUGACGUCUGCUGCUUGCUCUCCAUCCACUCCAUCAUCGGUACGACUGAGAGCUGCAGAAAUCCUCGUUCGACUUGUUCUUGAAGCCGCAACUGCGACCUUGUCACUGCCUGACGAGCUACGGAGCGAUAUCCAGCUGCGUCUCCUUGAAACCUUGAAGAAGGCAAUUCUUCCAUUGGAGUCCAGUGAACGUACAAUGUCAGUGGCAAUCCAUGCAACCGAUGUUGAUGUCCACAAAGUUGUGCUGGAAGGCCUCAAGAGUAUCCUGGAGCAAUGCGGCGAGACCUUCGUCGUUGGCUGGGAUAUAGCUUUCAGUAUCAUUGGAAGUGUUUUUGUGAAGAACGAUGCUCCAGACGAAGGGACUGCUAAGGGAUCCAGAAUUUCAACAACGAGAUCAGCCAGGCUUAUUCGAUCGUCGUUCAAUUCUCUACAGCUCAUCUGCUCCGAUUUCUUGUCUUCGCUACCCAACUCUUGUUUUAUAAUACUCGUCGAUACUCUCUAUAAUUUCUGUACCCAGGACGAUGAUCUGAACAUCUCUUUAACAACUGUGACCUUCUUCUGGGUGCUAUCAGAUUUCAUCUCAGGUAGAACAAGUUCUUUCUCUCUGAGCCCCGAUCUCAUGACAGGGGUCAGCGACGAAACCCUUGUUAGCAUGGCUUCUGGGGACGACCUCGCAAUGUCCGAUGCAGCGCUUUGGAUGCUCUUACUCAUGCGGCUGACCGCCGUCACAACAGACGAGAGACUUGAGCUAAGGAAUAGCGCAAUCCAGACUCUUCUUCGCAUUUUUGACGCUUAUGGGGACCAGCUAAGCCCAGAAGCUUGGGCAAUGUGCCUCAAAACGGUCAUAUUCAGGCUUCUCUCAUCGAUCGAAACACAACUGCAGAUUACGCAUGAAGAAGAUUCAAGUGUAUCAGAUAAAGACAAAAGCGGCUGGAACGAAACCACAGUCGUUGUCUUGACUGGAAUUACCAACCUACUAGCAGAUUAUCUGGAUGUGCUAUCCAGCCACUCAUCGUUUGGCGAAUCCUGGCAAGCUCUACUCGGCCACUUCAAAGCAUUGCUAGACUUCAACAUACUAGAGAUCAACACAGCUAUCUUCAAAUCACUUCGGCAAAUUCUCUCUCGAGGUAACCUUGAGGGAAAUCCGAAACCCAACUUCGAUGGUCCUGCUCUUGACUUAGUCUGGAGCCUUUGGUCGACCUCUCUCCCAAUCGUCAAACCAGAUCCUUCUAACAAACGAUUCGACAAUCAGAAUUACUUGCUUGCUUAUUCAGCUGCGCUCCAAGAGCUAUAUCGGUUGAUAAAAGUCGAUAUCAACGAUGAGAAAGUUAGGAGAAUGCUCGUCUUACUAAGAGAGGCCAUCCAGCAAGCUAGUGCUGCAACAUACUCUGCAGACAUCGAAUAUCUGACACCCUUGCAAACACAGGUUUUGGAAUGUCUCAAGAUGAUCAGAACAGAUAUCGAAGGGGUUCCAGCGGCUCUCAUCGGCCAAGUUGCAGAGUUGGUUAGCCUUGCCUUCGAUCCCAGAGAUGCAGCUGACACACAACGGCCAACGUAUGUUGCAUUGUCAAAGGCCUCUAUGGCCCUGUCUGAAAGUUUAAUAAUCGCCCAUUCUUCUGACCAUGAUAUCUAUACCAGUGGAGCAUUAGCGUCUGCUCUCAACGCACUGGCACGUCCAAUCGUCCUAAAAUAUUCGUUCCCACUCGUCACGAGGAGUAUAUCGCCAUGGCGUCAAGCGACAACUUCAGCUCUCGCUAUCCUGAAAUCUAUCCUCCCUAUUCUUACGAAAGCCCCUAUCAAAGAAGAAAUUUCUCGUUCUCUGUGGAUAUCAAUUGUAACCAUUGGCAACGGCAUAACUGCUGCAGACUGCUCUUCCAUCCCUUCAACGGUCAACAUAUCAGCCGACCAAGAUUUCGACAUAGCGUCCUUCCUCACCAUCCGCGACCUCAUAACGCCUGCCCUCGGAUCCCCCUCUAUCCCUGACAAAACACGCAUGGCAUAUACCAGGUCACUCUUCCACAAAUCCCUUAUUCACACCCCACUACCAAACGAGCUUCCCCAACCGAAUCAAGAGCUCCUCUCCACACUCUAUCAAACUCGCAAAGGUCGGACCAUCGAUCCUGCGCCAUCUCCAAGAGCAAAAAUGAGUUAUGUCUGCAUGGAUACACUUUUUUCCCUCGUCGCUCUGCACGACAGCUCAGCUCCUAGGAUCAAGCUCGCACAAGCAGCAGCACCCUACCUCAUCCUUCGCGCAGGGCUCACUCUUCGUGCUUAUAUUGCGGAUCAGCCUCUUCGGGGUCGCAUGCCACAGCCGCUAUCUCAGCGGAGAGAGCUAUUGUAUCUUUUACAGGCGCUGGUCAAGUUGAGCUGCGAGCCAGAAGCGAUUCCUGAUUCGCCAGGUGUUGAGAGCGAGGGUAAGAAGCAUCUGUUUUGGUUGUAUCCAUUGUUAACAAAGGCCGUUCGGGCUGCGGCAAGGGAUACGGAGGUACUGGAGUGGGUGGGCAGGGCGCUGGAUGUUGUGGGUGGUGAGUUUGGUGUUGGUGGAUAA